GACACUCGACUCUCCGUUCAUUCUGGCUCAACACUCUAUAAACAACCGAAAACUCAAAAUCAGAAUUUGAUCUUGCUGGAGUGAACUCCUGCUAUGGAAAUAUGUAACCAUAUCCAGGUUCGUCUGUUUUCUCCUAAUUCACCCCUUCAAUUCCGUGUCACACCUCAAAAAUUUUAUUUUCAGAAAGCUUUAAUACCAACAACUCUUUACACUCGACGUCUCAUUUGUAAAUCAUCAUCAGAACUGAAGAAGACGGAAAAAGAACAAAUUUCGGAAUCUAGCAGCACCAAUUCGAUGGUAAUGUGUAUAUUAGGUAUGGGUUUCGUUGGAGAGUUUGUUGGGGAACGAUUAAAGAAAGAGAACUGCUGGAAGGUGUAUGGGACUUGUACGGGUUCAAGUAAGAAGAAGGAGCUUGAGAUGUUGGGAUUUGAUGUUGAGAUCUUCAAAACUGGUGAAACUGAUCUCUGGAGCCUAAAUAGUUUGCAACAGGCUACUCAUCUUCUUGUCUCAGUACCUCCUAUUGUUGGUAUUGGUGACCCGGUGCUUUAUCAUUAUGGUAACCUUCUGAGAAGUAGGCUAAGUGGUGGAAAACUUCAAUGGAUAUGUUACUUAUCAUCAACAAGUGUUUACGGAGAUUGUGGUGGAGCAUGGGUUGAUGAGGAUUAUCCGGCGAACCCUACAAGUGACUCCGCUAAAGCAAGAUUGGCUGCAGAGGAAGGAUGGCUGAGCAUAGUGGAUGAUCUGGGAGUGUCAGUUCAAGUAUUACGACUUGGAGGGAUUUAUGGACCAGGAAGAAGUGCCGUGGACACUAUAAUCAAACAGGGGUCACUGACACAAUCUCAGAGGUUGAGGGAAGGAAAGCAUUACACGUCCAGAGUCCAUGUUGCGGACAUUUAUCACGCAAUUAAAGCCAGUAUUGAGAUUCCAUCAUCCAGGAGAAUAUACAAUGUUGUCGACGAUCUCCCAGCUCCUCGGGCUGAAGUAUUUGCUUUUGCAAGGGAUUUGGUGGAGAAAAGGUGGCCUGGGAAGUUUGAGCUUUACCCUUCUAACAAUAUUUCUGGUUAUAACACUCCAAGGAUCUCAAAAGCGACAAGCGGCAGAGGCGAGAAAAGGGUCCUAAAUGAUCGUAUCAAGAAAGAAUUAGAAGUGAAACUUCUCCAUCCUUCAUACAAGUCUGGACUGGAAGAGAUCAUCAACGUAAUGGAUUGCCCAUCUUAGUGGCGGUAGGGUUAGGCAAUUCAGGCUGCUUUUGUUAAACCUGAGCUAGAAACAAACCCAAUUUAUUAAGCUUUGCUGAGCCAGUUUACAACCCUGUACAUCUAUUAAAAUUAGAACAGUUACCUUCAAAUCAUA
Messenger RNA from Papaver somniferum (opium poppy), 1353 nucleotides. Its product is annotated as protein YeeZ-like. The record is from RefSeq and is a predicted model, not a curated record. NCBI's taxonomy places the organism in Eukaryota, Viridiplantae, Streptophyta, Magnoliopsida, Ranunculales, Papaveraceae. Bases 94 to 1218 code for a protein of 374 amino acids. The transcript has 8 exons.